Lucilia cuprina (Australian sheep blowfly) is the source of this 2023-nucleotide messenger RNA. RefSeq names its product peroxisomal targeting signal 2 receptor (gene Pex7). The record is from RefSeq and is a predicted model, not a curated record. The transcript is spliced from 3 exons. NCBI's taxonomy places the organism in Eukaryota, Metazoa, Arthropoda, Insecta, Diptera, Calliphoridae. Gene Ontology annotation, biological process: protein import into peroxisome matrix. Gene Ontology annotation, cellular component: peroxisomal matrix; cytosol. Bases 1 to 1002 code for a protein of 333 amino acids. Gene Ontology annotation, molecular function: protein binding.
AUGUACUCCACAUAUACCACAGCUGAACGCCAUGGUUACAGUGUGCAAUUUUCAACAUUUGAAACAGAUCGACUACUGCUUGCAACAAGCCAACUUUAUGGUUUAGCAGGCGGUGGCUCUCUUUUUCUUUUACAGCAUCUUCCACACAAACAGGGUCUCAGCGAGGUCGCACGUCUCGAAUGGUCUGAUGGUCUUUUUGAUGUAGCCUGGUGCCCCUAUGGCAAUAAUAUCGCCUGUACUGCUUCGGGUGAUGGUUCAUUGCAAAUCUGGUCGGGUCUGGAUAUACCGUAUGAUGAUUCCGACAGUUCCGAUUGUUUGAAAAUGCCCCAAAAACCAGUAAUGUGUUUGCGUGAACAUAAAAACGAGGUAUACAGUGUGGAUUGGAGUGAAAAAUGGAAUUAUCAUCAGAUUCUAUCGGGCAGUUGGGAUGGUGCGAUUAAGUUGUGGGAUUGUAAUCGCCAAAAGUCGGUAGCCACCUAUAUGGGUCACUCCGAUUUGAUAUAUAGUGCAAAAUUUUCGCCCUUAGUGGCAAAUAUAUUUGCUAGUGUAGGUACUGAUGGUUUAUUAAACUUAUGGAAUUCUUUUGAUUUUUCAGGUAAACCUUUGAUGUGCAUUAAGGCCGCUCAUGAUGCAGAAAUCUUGUCCUUGGAUUGGAGUCAAUUCGAUCGCAAUGUCUUGGUUACCGGAGGAGCUGAUGGUCUAGUGCGUGGCUGGGAUUUGCGGAAUAUGCGCCAACAUGUGUUUGAAUUGUUUUCGGGAGAAUUUGCUGUCAGACGUUUGGCCUUUUCGCCGCAUAAGGCUUCAGUUUUGGCCUCGGCUAAUUAUGAUUUUACCACUAGAAUUUGGGACUUUGGUGUUUCUUCGGAUGCCAUUGAAGUUCAUGAACAUCAUACAGAAUUCGUUUGUGGUCUAGACUGGAAUGCUGCAACACCACAUCAAUUGGUCGACUGUGGCUGGGAUAGUGUGGUCAAUGUUUUUACACCUAAAUCCUUAAAGCUUUGAACGUUAGAGUUGAAACAACAGAGAACCCAUCCAUGAAUUGACAAAUCAAUCAAUUUGGCCUUAAACUGUAAAUAGUAACGAAGAAGAAAGGAAGACGAAAAGAACAACACACAAGUGUGAUUAUAACCAAUGUGCCACCAAAGUGCUCCACCAAGCCGAUUAAGCAGCAUGUAGUAACGUUCGAUACGUUAUACAACAAACGAAAUUAACGCCAUUUCCAAGGGGCAUUCAAAGAAGAUUGAAUAAAAUUGAAUUUGAACGUUUUUCGAAAAGAGUUAAAUUUUAAGAAAAUGUUUCAAAGUUAAGUUAUGUGUACGCGGUUAUUACAUCUUACAAUGUUGUCAGAAAAUUUCACACGAUUGUUAGAGGUUUUCUGAAAAUAUUUCUGCUAACGUUGUAAGAUCUGACAAUUGUGUAUACGUAGCUUAACAUUUAAAAACAUGAAUAAUGUUUAGAAAAGUUGUAUUCUGUAAAUCAGUAUUACAAAUUUGUUUUCUAGAGACUUAAUCAAACCAUUAACUCCACUCAAUAUAUUUAUGGCUUUCAAAACAUUACUGGGUAAUUCACAGUCUACUUUAGCUCGUUGUAUUGUUGUAUAACAAAUAAUUAAAUAAAUAUACGUCAAUACAACGAUACAAUACAGUUAGUGAAUUGGUCAAAUGUUUUGAAUAUUUCACCAAAGUGUCCUUACACAGUUAAUCAUUUCUAUUACAAAAUUUUAAAUUUUGAAAUCAUGUAUCUUCUUUUCAAAUGCAAUGUGGAAAUGGUGUAUAAUAUAUCGUUCAUAAACAACAAGCACGUUUGGAUAAAAUUGAAUAUAUAGCAAAGCUAAAGCUGAACUGUUUUAAAAACGUUAAUAAUGUGAUAAAGAAAAAAAAUAAUAUUCGAAGAAAUAAUCCCAGUUAUUAAUAAAACUAAUAUUAAAAGUCGUAUGUUUAACAAAAUACAUAGAAUUUUAGGUUAUGUAAAUAUAAUAAUUACUAAUAAUAACACUUUUUAACACUAAACUAACAUUUAGCGA